CUCACCUUUGGGCCCAGAAGACCCUACGGCCUGACCUCUGGAAAUCGGAGCUCACACUAGAAGCCUGCCUAAUUGCUUCAGGUUUAGACUCCCAGCCAGCAGUGAUAUUUCUGCAAGAACUGUCUUCUUUGUUCUCAGCCAUGGCUUAGAAAGAGGGAUGCUGGGGUUCCUAAGACCAGUGCUGAGGUGGCCGUGACAUCUCAUGGGCCUUCCGGGGAGGCUGGGCCUUUUGCUGACUGGCCUGACCGUGGGGCUGCUGCUGCUCUUCAGCUGGGUGACACUUGCUCAGCCGACCUCUUUCUCAGCAUUGGCCCACCACCCUCACUUGUGCCAAACCACCUGGGAUGCUGAUGGCCGCCACUACCCCGGUUUUUUCUGUCCUCGGCUCUCUGAUACCCCGGAGGAAGCCUACUGCUGCCACCUGCAGGCGGCAGGGGGCUCCUGCUGCACCCGGACUGAAUUUGAGGCCUUGUACCAGGUCAACCUGUCCGCCCUUCCGCCCCCACCCAUCCUCAGGGGCCGGGGCCCGCUCCUAGCCCUGGGUCUCUAUACCCUGCUGCUCGUGGCCCUGAUGACCGCCGAUCUCGUGCACUUCUGCCGCGGUCGGGGCGGGGGUCGGCGCCGGGGCCCUUGCCGGCCUCCCUCUGGGUCCUCCGCCGCGCGCCCCCUGCAGGUCCCGGUGAGAACAAACUAGGCGCGCCCAAGGCCUGUCGGCGCCGCGGACCCGA
Ailuropoda melanoleuca (giant panda) is the source of this 728-nucleotide messenger RNA. RefSeq names its product protein shisa-like-1. Bases 203 to 694 code for a protein of 163 amino acids. The record is from RefSeq and is a predicted model, not a curated record. Lineage: Eukaryota; Metazoa; Chordata; Mammalia; Carnivora; Ursidae. The transcript has 4 exons.